Messenger RNA from Apodemus sylvaticus (European woodmouse), 1405 nucleotides. Its product is annotated as CD177 antigen-like. The coding region runs from base 461 to 1174 and encodes 237 amino acids. The record is from RefSeq and is a predicted model, not a curated record. Gene Ontology annotation, cellular component: plasma membrane raft; plasma membrane. The transcript has 4 exons. Gene Ontology annotation, biological process: regulation of integrin-mediated signaling pathway; positive regulation of neutrophil degranulation; cell-cell junction maintenance. NCBI's taxonomy places the organism in Eukaryota, Metazoa, Chordata, Mammalia, Rodentia, Muridae.
GGGCUGAGCUGGAGAGCCACACUCCUGCACUAGGCUGGUCCCAGCCGGGCCCUAGAUUCUAAGCCCAGCCUCCUCACACCUGAGAUCUCGGACUCCUCCCUCCGCCUCUGCCUGCUGAGUGGUGAUAUAUGGUAGCCCCAUGCCCAGCUGGCAUGCAGAAUCCCUAGUGACCUUUGAAGGAGUGCUCGGCUGGGGAUGUGGUACAGUGGUUGGUUCAGUGCCUGUUGAGCAUGCGCAAAGCCCUGAACUUGAUCUCCAGCCUCAGGUAAACCGGGCGUGCCUGUGAUACCAGCCCUGGGAAGGAAGAGACACUUACCUUGAGAGUCAUUGCCCCCCUCACGUGUCUAGUGAGUCCAGAACCAGGCUGGGCUAUCUGAGACCGUCCAAAGGAAAGCGAGAGUGAGGCAACGAUCAAGAGAGACAGAGAAAAGAAGGAAGGGAAGGAGGGAGGGAAGGAUGGAUGGACAGACAGAUGCAUGCUGAGUGCCUGUGCUGGGCUCUGCUAAGCCGAGUCCUCCUGCAGCUCUGCAGGGAAGUGGGAAGGAGAGGGCAGCAGAGCCCAGGGAGCCAAGUGUGGUGUGAAGGGCAGAGUGUAGAGGGAACCCAGCAGGGCAGAAGAGAUGCUGAGCGGGGUGAGAAAUCUCUCAUCUUGGCCAGCAAAGGCAGCAGCCAUCCUGGGAGUAACAAUAGUCUGGAUGUCCAGGUGUUUUCCGCUGGGCCUGGAAUCGUGGCUGCCUCUUAUGCCCACUUCUGUGUCACUGAUCUCUGCAACAACGCGAACAGCAGCAGUGUCCUUCUGGACUCCCUGUCACUUCCAGACUCUGAGCUGGGAACCACCCAGUGUCCUGUCUGCUUGCACUUCCGGGGUUCCUGCGCCCAGCAUACCGCCUUUGUUGUCUGCCCUAAGGGCACUCAUUGCUAUUUAAGUGACAUGACUGUUGAAGGAGGUGGGGUCAAUGCUGCCUUUAGUCUUGAUGGAUGCCUGAGUGACUUUGCCACAAACGUAUUGAAAGGCCAAACUUCAAUUGGGAUCUUCUCCGCUAUGGAAGCUUCUGAUUCACAUAGCAGUGUUUCAUCCUCACGUGUCCUUGUCCCGAGCCCCCUCCUGGCCUGGAUGUUUGGGCUCAGCCCUCUUCUCAGCCCGUUGUUUGCAGAGAUCUGUCCUCUCUCCUGAGCCCAUUUCCCUGUCAGUCUCAAUCCCUCCUGGCCACCCAUACCCAGCCCUCCUCUGACUUCAUAACCCAAAGACCUGAGACUGGGCGCUGUCGCCUGCGCUGUCGGGCCUCAUCCCUCAGCCACACACCUCGGCCUCCUCCUGCUUAGAUAUGGGAGCCACUGGACUCACCCGGCUCCAGAGCAGACGGCCACGCACUGACCACACAUGUGGAAAAAUAAAGUUGCUGUU